AUGUCCUGUCCUUCUCCCCCCGCAUCUAGCUGGGAUGCUGCGUACGAAAGAGAGCUGCAGACUUUUCGAGACAUUGGAGAUGCUGGUGAAAUUUGGUUUGGAGAAGAAAGCAUGGUUCGCAUAAUCAGAUGGCUGGAAAAACAAAAGGUCCCCCUGGACAGCUCUGUCCUUGACAUUGGAACUGGGAAUGGUGUUUUACUGAUUGAACUGGCAAAGUCUGGCUACACGAAUCUCACUGGGAUUGAUUACUCUCCUUCUGCAAUUCAACUUUCAGAAAAAGUAAGAGAGAAAGAAGGGAUGCCUAACAUUAAAUUAAAGGUAGAAGACUUCCUGGCUCCAUCAGCUGAGCUGUCAGGAUUUGAGAUCUGCAUUGACAAGGGGACUUUUGAUGCCAUAAGCCUUAAUCCCGAUAACGCGGUGGGAAAGAGGAAGCAGUAUGUCGGAUCUCUCUGCAGUGUGUUGAAACCAGAGGGCUUUUUCCUCAUAACAUCUUGCAACUGGACUAAGGAGGAGCUGUUGAACGAGUUCAGAGAAGGAUUUGAAAUUCUGGAGGAGCUGCCAACACCCAAAUUUUGCUUUGGAGGAAGAAUUGGAAACAGUGUAACAGCAUUGGUUUUCCAAAGGAAAAAAGCGAAGCCAUCCAUCCUGGACAAAUUAGAUUAGUGGAGAGAAUUCUGAACUUUAAACCUGACAGAAAACCUCAGACACGUGUGUAAAUAAAUGCUCUGUGAGUACACAGUAAAAUACUAUGUAUGGAACUCUAAGGGGCUAUAAAAUAUUGCCCUAGAAACAUUUCAGCCUUGCAUAACGUGCCCGUAAAUUUUGUCCUUGCUACAACCUCACUUGUUUUAGGGAAGCUGCAAGUUUGUAAGGGAGAAAGAAACGAGGUGUUCUAAAUAUGGAGACUGAUGUAACUGAAUGAUAUUUGUGUUUGGAACAUAAAUAUUAUCUGGGAUUUAAUUUCUGUAUUGGUAAUCAGUGACCAAUAGAGGUAAAGGUGUUCUACAAAGCAAAAA
Molecule: messenger RNA, 1016 nt
Organism: Tauraco erythrolophus (red-crested turaco)
Lineage: Eukaryota; Metazoa; Chordata; Aves; Musophagiformes; Musophagidae
Source: RefSeq, a predicted model, not a curated record